Molecule: messenger RNA, 652 nt
Organism: Dalotia coriaria
Lineage: Eukaryota; Metazoa; Arthropoda; Insecta; Coleoptera; Staphylinidae
Product: DNA polymerase epsilon subunit 4
Exons: 3
Coding region: 148-495 (115 amino acids)
Biological process (GO): DNA-templated DNA replication
Cellular component (GO): epsilon DNA polymerase complex; nucleus
Molecular function (GO): protein heterodimerization activity
Source: RefSeq, a predicted model, not a curated record
UGGCAUACUAGGAUAUGUUUAGCUUAUUUCGGCAGCAGAGGCGCUGACAUUCAUCUUUGAACAAGGACGGAGCAGCGUUUAUAACCUACAAUUUAUUUCCCUCCGAUUUGAAUUUCUGCUGUUCGCAAACAUCUUCAAAACAUCAACAUGACAAAUCUUGAAGAUAAUAACGAAAAUUUGGAACAAUUAGGAACUGAAGAAGCAGGACCAUCUUCAGAAAACAAAGAGAAUAAAACACCAGAAAAAGUAAGACUAGUAAAGUUACCUUUAGCUACUGUUAAACGUAUUAUGAAGGCUGAUCCUGAUGUUCAUCUUAUUACACAAGAUGCAGUAUUCCUAACUACAAAGGCAACUGAAUUUUUCAUUGAGAUGUUGGGCAAGGCAACCUUUGAGUGCACCUUGCAAGCCAAAAAGAAGACUCUGAUGAAACAAGACUUUGAAAAAGUAAUGAAGACUGCUUCUAACUUAUGUUUCCUGGAUGGCAUGAUGGAUUAAAUCCCACAUUGUUGAAUGAAUUUGUAAAAUAGCAAGGUUAAUAUUUAAGUAAAAAAAGUAAAUUAUUUGCUGCUCUGUAUAUUUGAUUGUAUUUGGAAGUUUGUAGGCUUAUAGUUAAUGAAAUCGUUCGUAAAAUACACUUAUGUCUGCUGUGUAA